Oncorhynchus kisutch (coho salmon) is the source of this 654-nucleotide messenger RNA. Its product is annotated as Fc receptor-like protein 5. Gene Ontology annotation, cellular component: external side of plasma membrane. Gene Ontology annotation, biological process: immune response; cell surface receptor signaling pathway. Bases 1 to 654 code for a protein of 217 amino acids. Lineage: Eukaryota; Metazoa; Chordata; Actinopteri; Salmoniformes; Salmonidae. Gene Ontology annotation, molecular function: transmembrane signaling receptor activity. The record is from RefSeq and is a predicted model, not a curated record. The transcript is spliced from 4 exons.
AUGGCUCUGCCCACGGCCUCAGUGAAGAUAGUCACUCCACAGGGUCUCCUCUACCCUGGAGAGACAGUCACUCUGCAGUGUGACAUAUCAGACUACACAGACUGGACGUACCGCUGGUUCAGAAACAAUGAAGAGCUUCCCAUUCAGACCAGAAAAACCAUCGCCAUCUCUCUCCCUGACCAGGCUGGUCAGUACCAGUGUGAUGGGAGGAGGAGAAGUCGGCCCCAGAAGUCAUAUUACAGCUUUUCUCUCCCCAUCAUCAUCACUGCUCUGCCCAAAGCUACACUGACUGUAGAGCCAAACCCUGUGUUUCCUGGAGAGACAGUUACUCUGAUGUGUUCAGUAGAGUCUGACAGUAUUUGGAGCUAUAAGUGGUACAAAGACAGGAAUGAUAAUGUAGUAUCUCAGUCUGGUUACAGUAACAUUGGAGUCUCUCACAUCAGUAGAGCUGCUGAGUCUGACCAGGGUCAGUACUGGUGUGAAGGGAAUAGAGUGUCUAGACCCACAUCUUCACAACCUAGUAAUGCUAUUACUCUUACUGUAAAAGGUGCGUGUCCCCAGCCCGGAACCACCAGUGCCGGGACCACGCACCAGGCCUACACUGCGCCUCAGCAGUCCAGUACGCCCUGUUCCUGCUCCUCGCACUGGCCCUGA